Molecule: messenger RNA, 2428 nt
Organism: Lolium rigidum
Lineage: Eukaryota; Viridiplantae; Streptophyta; Magnoliopsida; Poales; Poaceae
Product: tyrosine N-monooxygenase-like
Exons: 2
Coding region: 609-2222 (537 amino acids)
Molecular function (GO): oxidoreductase activity, acting on paired donors, with incorporation or reduction of molecular oxygen; heme binding; iron ion binding
Source: RefSeq, a predicted model, not a curated record
CGCUCUUCUCCUUCAAUCUCUCCGGCCCACACAGUUCUUCUCCCCUUUUCCUCAUUCCCUACCGACUACCGAGAGAGAUGCAGCGCCAUGGAUUCCUGUAGUUUUGUACUUCUUCUCCCACCGACGCGAGGCCGCCGUUCUUCUCGCAGACCAACUCCACCGCCGUUCCUCUCGAGCGCCGCGUCCCCACUGCUGCAAACAACCAACGCUGUGCUGCAUUGCUCACAGCUGCUGGAAAAUUUCACGCGGCAGUGCUCCGAGGCUAGCUAGGGGCUGCCGACGGUGCUCCGACGACGCCAGGCGGCCGAUGCUUCUGCGAGCAUUGCUGCAAACCUGGGCUGCCUCUGCUGCAAAGGCAGGCGGCCGGAGAUGCUGCCAUCGGCGAUGGGACACGUGUCGUUCGGAGGACGAAAUAUCCUCCGGAGGAUCCUCCGCACUUCCCAUAAAGAAAGCUGAUCACCCCAUUUAGCAGAGAAUAAGCUUCGUUCUCGAGCCCUAGAGAGACCCAAAAAGAAAACAAGACAUAGAGAGCUUGUCUGCCAAGACGGCACGAAUCGAGCCAACUAGCCAGAAGUUCCACUCAACUGGAGCUAGCAGCAGUCUCCACGAUGCUAGGAAAUUGCUCCUUUGUGUCCUUGCUGCUCGUCGUAAUAAUGCUUGUAUACAUUGUCCACAGGUGGUUAGGGCCCAGGAUCAACAUCUGCAGUGGCCCAUGCUCAUCGGCGACCGUUCCGCUUCCGCCGGGGCCGUUGCCGUGGCCUCUGGUGGGCAAUCUUCCUGAGAUUAUGCUCAACAAGCCGGCGUUCCGUUGGAUCCAUCUCAAGAUGAACGAGAUGGGUACCGACAUCGCCUGCUUCCGCUUGGGCGGUGUCAACGUCGUCCCCAUCACCUGCCCCAAGAUAGCCAGGGAGGUGCUCAAGAAGCAGGACGCGAAUUUCAUGUCCCGGCCGCUCACCUUCGCCUCCGAAGCCGCCAGCUGCGGGUACAAGGACGCUGUGCUCUCGCCGUUCGGGGACCACUGGAAGAAGAUGCGUUGGGUGUUUACCUCCGAGAUCGUUUGCCCUUCCCGCCACAAGUGGCUCCACGACAAGCGCGCCGACGAGGCCAACAACUUCACACGCUACGUCUACAACCUCGCCACCGGCAGCAGCUCCAGGGGGUCGUCGGACGCCAACAACGUCAAUGUCAGGCACGUCACACGUCAUUACUGCGGCAACGUCAUCCGCCGGCUCGUCUUCGGCAGGCGGUACUUCGGAGAACCUCAGCCCAACGGCGGGCCGGGGCCGCUCGAGGUGGAGCACAUGGACGCUUCCUUCACCUCCGUGGGGCUCCUCUUCUCCUUCUGCAUCAGCGACUACCUCCCGUGGCUGCUUGGUCUUGACCUCGACGGCCACGAGAAGGUGGUUAUGGAGUCCAACGCGACGAUGAACAGGCUGCACGACAAGGUCAUUGACGAGCGUUGGAUGCAGUGGAAGGGCGGCGAGCUGAGGCUGGACGAGGUCGAAGAUUUCGUCGACGUUCUCAUCACGCUCAGAGAUGGGGAUGGAAACUCGUUGCUUACAAUCGAGGAGGUCAAAGCAAUCUGCAAGGACAUGGUAUUAGCAGCGAUAGACAAUCCGUCCAACGCCGUGGAGUGGGCGCUGGCAGAGAUGGUGAACAGCCCGGAGUUGCUGGACAUGGCGGUGGAGGAGAUGGACCGGGUGGUCGGUCGGGAGCGGCUGGUGCAGGAGUCCGACAUACCCGAGCUUAACUACCUCAAGGCAUGCAUACGCGAGGCGUUUCGACUGCAUCCCUUCGCUCCCUUCAAUGUGCCGCACGUCGCGAUCGCCGACACCACCGUCGCCGGCUACCGCGUGCCCAAGGGAAGCCACGUCCUCCUUAGCCGGGCUGGCCUGGGCCGGAACCCCACCGUCUGGGACGACCCGCUCCGCUUCAAGCCGGAGCGCCACAUGGGAGACGACGUCGAAGUGGCGCUCACUGAGAACGAGCUGCGGUUCAUCUCCUUCAGCACUGGUCGCCGUGGUUGCAUGGCAGCGUCGCUAGGUACGGCCAUGAGCGUCAUGCUUUUCGGCAGGCUCCUGCAGGGCUUUACAUGGGCCAAACCAGCUGGGUUGCCGGUCAUCCAUCUCAGCGAGUCCAAGCACAACCUCUCCUUGGCAAAGCCAUUGGUACUGCACGCGGAGCCACGCUUGCCAGUGCACCUCUACCAUCAUAGCACUUGAAGCUUGAUCGAUCACCUCUAUCGCCGAGUGGGGUAUGAGUUCCAGCUUUGGAUGUUGCUAGUCAGAGAGCAGAGAGACGUGAGGAGAACUCUUAAGUAAUAUUCUUGUGCAGAGCGGACCUGGGCUGUAAACAAUUAACCGUUGUCUAAUGCAAUCCUGCAUGUUCUUGGAAAAAGAAUACUGAAUAAAAGGGUUGGAUACUUGAA